GGAAACCCGGCGAUAAGCAGGCGAGCUUUUCAAAAAGCAGUCUUAUUUUUAAGUUCCUUAACAUGGCAUCUGUCUUCAUGCGAAUAUUCAAUCUAAUUUGCAUGAUGCUUUUGAUUGGUCACUGGAGCGGUUGUCUACAAUUCUUGGUACCGAUGCUUCAAGGAUUUCCAUCUAACUCGUGGGUGGCUAUCAAUGAGCUUCAGGAAGCAUAUUGGUUGGAACAAUACUCUUGGGCACUCUUUAAGGCCAUGUCACAUAUGCUGUGCAUUGGUUAUGGAAGAUUUCCUCCUCAAUCCUUGACCGAUAUGUGGCUUACAAUGCUAUCUAUGAUAUCUGGAGCAACAUGUUAUGCCCUAUUUUUGGGACAUGCGACAAAUCUAAUUCAAAGUUUAGAUUCAAGUCGACGACAAUAUCGUGAGAGGGUGAAGCAAGUUGAGGAAUACAUGGCAUAUAGGAAAUUACCAAGAGAUAUGCGGCAACGAAUCACGGAGUACUUCGAGCAUCGCUAUCAGGGUAAAUUCUUUGAUGAGGAAUGUAUUUUGGGCGAGCUUAGUGAAAAGUUGCGAGAGGAUGUGAUCAAUUACAACUGUAGGUCGUUGGUUGCUUCAGUGCCUUUUUUUGCAAAUGCUGACUCAAACUUUGUAUCGGAUGUAGUUACCAAAUUAAGAUACGAAGUUUUUCAACCUGGUGAUAUUAUAAUUAAGGAGGGAACAAUAGGAUCAAAAAUGUAUUUUAUUCAAGAAGGAAUUGUCGAUAUCGUUAUGGCAAAUGGCGAGGUUGCAACUUCAUUGUCCGAUGGCUCUUAUUUUGGCGAAAUUUGUUUGCUUACUAAUGCGCGACGUGUUGCGAGCGUUCGAGCGGAAACUUAUUGUAAUUUAUUUUCGUUGAGUGUCGAUCAUUUUAACGCUGUGCUUGACCAAUAUCCUCUUAUGAGAAAAACAAUGGAGACUGUAGCUGCUGAAAGGUUAAAUAAAAUCGGUAAAAAUCCAAAUAUCAUGGCACAAAAGGACGAGCCAGAUGGAAAUCAUGACUCGAACACGAUAAGUGCUGUAGUGAAUGCUUUAGCCGCUGAAGCAGAAAAUCAUAAUAAUAGUUAUAGUGACGACGAUAGUGAAAGUCCACAGAAGAUGAAUUCAGACAUGAAUUUAGCAGAACUGAAUCAAAGUUUACGGAUGAGCCUGCCAAGACCAAAGAGUGGUGAGUUCUUAAAACUAUUUGAAGGAAAUAGUCCUUAGUCAUCAACUCUAUGGAAUUGUUCAAAUCUUCAAAUUACAAAGCUCAAUGUUUAUGCGGCUACUCAGGAUUCACAUUUAAAACGUGAUGAUUUCCGAAAAUCCGAUAUUCAAUUUACGGAGACGAGUUUUCGAUCAUGAUUUUAAAUUUAUAACUGCACAUAGAUAACAAAACUGAAAGGUAAAAAAAAAACAAAAUGAAUAAUUUCGUCCCUCCCAAAAAAAAUCAAAUCCGAUAGAAAAAAUGACACAAAAGUAUUUACGCUGAAUGAGAACGAGAAACAAGAGCAUUAUGAGUCGAU
Messenger RNA from Chironomus riparius, 1534 nucleotides. The record is from the annotation of a GenBank genome assembly. NCBI's taxonomy places the organism in Eukaryota, Metazoa, Arthropoda, Insecta, Diptera, Chironomidae.